Molecule: messenger RNA, 1536 nt
Organism: Symbiodinium necroappetens
Lineage: Eukaryota; Dinophyceae; Suessiales; Symbiodiniaceae
Source: the annotation of a GenBank genome assembly
AUGGAUGCUGCACUCCAGGCGAUGAUCUCGUGUCCCACUGGUAGCAUUCGCACGAAUGAGCCUCUUUCCAAGACAAAAGAGGUUCUCAACACUUUCCCCAUACUUGUACAUGAGCAAUUGCCUCGGGCGUUUCAUCUCGGUUACCACAGUUCCAAAAGCUUUGGUGCGGCUAGCUAUUUUUUGGCUGGGGGACCAAGUGGAAGACCCUUCAACGUAAUGUACGACUCGCCCCGUUACUCCUCUCGGCUGGCAAAAGUGCUGGAAGCUGCUGGUGGCGUUCAUCUGAUGGUACUAAGUCACAAGGACGAUGUAGCCGAUCAUGAACGUUGGAAGGAGCGCUUCCCUGGAAUGACCCGUGUAAUGCACAAGCAGGAUGUGCGUGGGCCCUUAUCUUGGCCCUACAUUGACAUGACUGGAGUAGAAAUGCAGUUGGAGGGCGCUGGACCCUGGACUUUGGCGGAGGGCCUGAAGGUAGUUUUCACACCAGGCCAUAGUGCGGGCUCUAUUACUCUCAUUGCUGAAGGAUCACGAACUGGUGGGGAUGGGGUAGCCUUUACCGGUGACCACCUAGCACUGAGUGGCCGCCUUGGCCGAUUGGAUGGUUUCGCGCGCUAUUCCGAAGAUACCAAGCUACAGGCAGAUUCCAUGUUAAAGCUGAAGGGUGAGGACGUGCUGUGGAUCCUUCCCGGACACGGCCGACGGAUUCGCUUUGAAGAUCCUGCGAGCCGGGAGCAGCGGCUGCAGCGGGCAGCUCAAGAAUAUCGCGAUGACCCACGAGGUCAGAUGGACUUUGCAGAGUUCCUGAAAGUACGCUUGGCCCUUGCAAACGAGUACAAAGAGGCUGUCAAACAUCAGCGUCUUCGAGCCAGUGGUUCCUGGGACAUUCAGGAUCCCACACUGCGUCAAGAGUCAAGACGAGGACUGGGACUGGGACGCAUAAAGCUCCGUCAGAACAACACGCGAGCCUACCUGGCUUCAGUGGUUAAUGAGCAGUCCAGGCAGAGACGAGAAGCGAACUGGGCUCCCAGCUUCCAACUAGAUGAUGUAAAACUUUCGGAAGUGGCCAGAAAAAUAUCCAAGAGCGAUGUGGAAUAUUCAGUCCAGCGUGCAGAGAGAGAUUACGUGGAUGUUUGCAAGGAGAUCGAACUGCUGAAGAAGCUGCAGGAGGAGGUCGAAGAUGAGCCCUGCUGCAUGGAGCAGAUGGAGCAGCCGGAGCAGGAGCCCAACCCGCCAACCUCUGAGUCUGACGGUUCCGAUCAAGGGUCCCCGGCCGGCGGGGGGUUCGGCAUGAAGCGCGUUCCCUCCGUUGCGCUGGUUGACAGAGAGGAGGAGCAGGGCGACGACGACGAUGAUGGUGCCAGUGUGGCCUCAUCUGUGAGACCACCAGACCACACGAAAGGUUUUGGCAUUUCAAAAGAAGUGCUCCACGAUCACGGACUUCGUGCAACAGGGCGUAAGGACGACUCAGUGUGUGAGAGCAGCAACAGGAGAAGUAUGUCCCACACCGAUUUGGCAAAUGCCAAGACUCUGAGGUGA